GAAAAAGUUGAGAGGAAAGAAAUCGGGAAUAGAUUGGACAUAAAGACGUGAGACAAAGAUAUUCGGCCCCUGGUUUUAGUUUUGGACUGGUGUGGAGAUGAAGUUUCUCCUCAGCACUCUGAGCGCUCUGCUUUGCUGCUUGUUGUCCUCCUCACACGCACUGGAUCCUGCUGGGAAGAAUGUCUGCCAUAGCAUCAGCGACCCCUCCACCCUUGUCUGUUGCAUGGGAUGGCGUCAAGAGGGAAAAGAGUGCUCUAUACCUGUGUGUGAGGGCGAGCAGGCCUGCCUAAAGGAUGAGGUCUGUGUGUAUCCUGGAGUGUGUCGCUGCCCACCUGGCUACUACGGAGCUCACUGCAAAACACGCUGUCCUCCUGAGUUCUGGGCUUCAGACUGUCGCCAAGUGUGUCGGUGCCACCCACACGGCCGGUGUCACCCUGUCACCGGUGAAUGCACCUGCAACCCCAACCGCUGGGGUCCACUGUGCCAGUAUGCCUGCAAGUGCGCCCGCCAUGGCCACUGUCACCCCGUCCACGGAAAUUGCACCUGCGAUGCAGGCUGGUGGUCACUAACCUGCUUUAAGCCAUGCCAAUGCUUCAGUGUGGGCUCUGUGGGCCCCAGCUGUGACCAGCUAACAGGCCGAUGUCAGUGUCAAAGAGGGCACUGGGGGUUGAGAUGUCCCGGCGCUUGCAACUGCCACAUGUCGGCAUGUAACCAGCGGACUGGUGUGUGUGAGUGCGAGGCAGGCUGGUGGGGCCCCGGUUGUGAACGCAAAUGUAACUGUGACCACAAACACAGCACCUGUGACCCGGCUAACGGGGAGUGCCUGUGCCACCCGGGAUACAAGGGUAUGUUCUGUAACCAGCCCUGUGAAUCUGGGAAGUAUGGCAGUGGGUGUAAAAUGAGUUGUGGUUACUGUAAAGACAACCAGCUUUGCUCUGCCACGGAUGGUGCCUGUGCCGCCUGUGAACCCGGCUGGAACGGUACACAGUGUGACCUCCCAUGCCCGUCUGGUUAUUACGGUGACAACUGCCAGGAGAAAUGUCCACACUGCAGGAACAAUGAACCCUGUGAACCAAAAACUGGGAAAUGUUUGAUGUGUGACCCUGGAUGGACUGGACCCAGAUGUGAGGAGGCCUGCUCUGACAGGACGUUCGGAGAUGCCUGCAGCUUCCUGUGUAGCCCUUGUUUCCAUGGUAACUGCCAUCAUGUGACAGGAAGAUGUGUCUGUCAGCCAGGCUUUCAGGGAGAGAGCUGUAAUAGCAGCUGCCCCGCCCUGCAGUUCGGCCUCAACUGUUCCUCUGUCUGUGACUGUGGUGAUGGGGUCGGCUGCCACCCAGUCACUGGAGUCUGCCCCAACAGUGGCAGAAGUGCUGUACUAGCAGGUGUGCUGGUCCCUUUGCUCCUGGUUCUGUUAGCUGUCCUCUGCUGCUGUUUGUGUUGUGGAGGAGCCCCUGUUGAUGGCAAAGACAGGGCGGCUGUGGCUGAUGGAGGUUUGGCCGUUCGGAUGAAAUAUCACGUCUACAGUGUCCUGGCAAACAUUAGCGCUGCCCUCCCCUGUAUCUCUAAUUGGUCCUCUGGUCUGCCUCGUGUCACUGUAUCUCACCAUGACCCAGAGCUGACCUUCAACCACAGCUUCAUCGAGCCUCCGUCCUCUGGCUGGGUGACUGAGGGGUCAUCCUUUGACAGUGAUGAGGAGGAGGGAGAAGCGCUCUACUGUGUCCCUCCAAGAGAAGACAUCCCAGCAGUGGCAGGCGGUGAGUUCCAGGAGAUGAGCUCAAAGUGUAACAUGUUCUUAGACCCAUCUGGCUUCAGCAGCGAGGACAUCACCUCACCCUUCAACAUACCUCGCACCUCCAGCAUCGCUAAGUCCAAGCGACCCUCUGUGUCUUUUGCAGAAGGCACCCGCUUCAGCCCCAAGGAGAGGCGUGGCUCUGCUCAGGACCCUGGCGCUGUCCCUCGCAACAAACCCAAAUCCAGCUGGGGGGUUUUGAUGCUCUCUGCUCUCCAAAGUCAGGGAAGUGUAGCUAGGCCUGGGGAUGAGGAUGCAGCUGAGGGUGAGGAGAGGGAAGAGGAAGUGGAUGUGCAGGCUACAGAUAACCAGGAGUCAGGCUGUGAGGCAGGGGGCCAGGAAGUAGACAGAAACUCAUCCAGAGCCACCUUGCAGGUCCCAGGGACAUCAGGAAGAAGACGGACUAUGUCCAACACAGCUGCACAUAAAGGGACCCAGAUAUCAACAUCAGGCUCUGAUGCUCAGGUGGGGGUCUCAAAUAAGGUGACCACAGUGUAUGUGACGGUGGGGAAGGCAGGUAGACCCGUAUCAGAGACCAGUUCUGAAGGCCCCGUUCAGGCCAUGCUGCGAAGACUCGGCAGCCUCCAGAGACAAAGAGAUCAGGACUCUGGCAAAUCCAAAUCCAAGGGAGGUGAAGGGAUUACCAAACCACCCAGGAGAAAGCUUGGAGCUCGGGCGACUGUAUGGGAGCAGGGAGGGCCAUCUGGAGGGGAGGUUGGCGUAUGUAAGCCCAUCAGGAGGAAGCAUGCUUCCCACAACUCCUCUGACACAGCAGGUGCUAAUGACACUCCACCAUCAGAGGGCGGCACUCCCAAACGGCCACUGUCGUCCAUUUUGAAGAGCGUGCCAGAGGUGGCUUCAGCUGACUCAGGGUCAGAGCUGAGGGCUGAGGGUAACUCGAGGCCAGACUCCAGCAAAGGACAAACUGAGAGCAACUACCUGACUGUGGGGCCAGCAGGAGAUGCUGCAAGUCUCACGGAGGUCAUUGCCAACGAAGGAGCAAUGGUCAGUGUGAGUGAUGAACCCUGCUAUGAAAAUGUCAUGAUUAACCACUCGUAACCUCUGACUAACCACAUCAUCAGCAGGUCUGAUCUUAAUACAGAUGCAUAUUUAUUUCUCUGAGGUUAUCACUGUUACAGACACAAACUCUCUUUGAUUUAAGAGACCGUGAAUUCUUAAGUUACGGUGUUAUUGUUAACAGUUAUGUAAAAGUACAACUUACAGACUGAUAUUUAUGUGUGACAUGUGUGAUCACAUAAUUACAUGGUCCUUUAGCCUGAACUCUAAGGAAUAUAGAUUACAUAAUAUCGGGUGUGGUAUUUGGCUAAUUUCUCCUAAGAACACCACUCAUUGCAUUCAUUACCUCCAGUUUCAUAUUAACAUGAGUAUUGGGACAAUUGAGUGAUAAUAAGUGUUUUUAUUUUAUACAGUGAUGCAUGCUAUGUUAAGUGUAUAUGUACAAUACAAGUACUGUAAUAACCGGGUCUUUGCCUGCUUCUUGAGUCAGUAGGAAUAAACAGACAAAAAGACUGGAGAGUGGAGAAAGUUUUUUAUGGAAAUUCAAGCACGUACUGUAUGAACCUCUGGGUUGUACCAGGAGGACAAGAACAAAUGACACAAAUAUUACAACUGUGAAGAACGCAUCUGUUCACAGUAUGAUGAACUGUGUUGUUAAUUCAGCACAAAUAUGUUUUAAACACGAGAAUAAGAUUUGCUGCUGUGAUGAUGUUUUAUUAUUCAUGCAUGAAAACACAACUAAGAACAGACUGUAACACACUGUGAAUAUGUGACUCGCUCUGAAUCAGUACACAGUGCAUCCUGUGGACAUCUCUUUUACGCCCCUAAAAUUGAAUUGGGUUGCCCUGUCAUUCCAUCAUAGUAUUAAAUUUUGCCGUGUUGUACCAAUCGGUAGAUGACAGAAAAAUGGAAUUGUAAAAAUAUUUUUGUGUCUACAACCUAAUGUUAAAGUGUCCUCGAAUAUGAAUCCUACUGCCACUGUACCCUGACCUCUGAAAUGACAGUCACAUGAUGCUGCCAUUUGGUAAAAACACAUAGCUGCAAUUUAGGACUUUUUCUUGCUUUUACUCAAAGAAAAAUCUGUGUAGUCAAGAUUGUAACCCUUUCUAUCAUGCUCUGAGUGUGUUAUAUUUUCACAUCACUGUAUAUAUGUGCACAAUUAAUAAUGAGAAAAUAAAGAAUUUGAAUUCUGUAGAUACAUGACUUAGAAAACAAAACGAUUUCCUGCCUUUGAAUGGAUGUAAUGUAACAAACUGCUCAAUUAUUAUGACACUGGAAACUAAGAAAUGACAAGCUGUGAAUGCAUAAAACAUAAAACCUUAUAACUGGUGCAAACAUUUAAAAAAAAAAA
Seriola dumerili (greater amberjack) is the source of this 4157-nucleotide messenger RNA. It is a transcript of the gene scarf1, whose product is annotated as scavenger receptor class F member 1. The record is from RefSeq and is a predicted model, not a curated record. The transcript is spliced from 11 exons. Bases 98 to 2848 code for a protein of 916 amino acids. Lineage: Eukaryota; Metazoa; Chordata; Actinopteri; Carangiformes; Carangidae. Gene Ontology annotation, molecular function: scavenger receptor activity.